This is a messenger RNA of Orycteropus afer afer, 872 nucleotides long. RefSeq names its product protein shisa-9-like. Gene Ontology annotation, biological process: regulation of AMPA receptor activity; regulation of short-term neuronal synaptic plasticity. Lineage: Eukaryota; Metazoa; Chordata; Mammalia; Tubulidentata; Orycteropodidae. The record is from RefSeq and is a predicted model, not a curated record. Gene Ontology annotation, cellular component: postsynaptic membrane; postsynaptic density; AMPA glutamate receptor complex.
AGAUGAACAACGCAGUGCCCACCUCUCCUCUGCUUCAGCAGAUGGGCCAUCCACAUUCAUACCCCAGCCUGGGCCAGAUCUCCAACCCCUAUGAACAGCAGCCACCGGGCAAAGAACUCAACAAGUAUGCCUCCUUAAAGGCAGUCGGAAGUUGUGAUGGUGACUGGGCAGUGGCCACACUGAAGUCACCCAAAGCUGACAAGGUCAACGACGACUUCUACUCCAAGCGACGGCACCUGGCCGAGCUGGCUGCCAAGGGGAACCUACCUCUGCACCCUGUGAGAGUGGAGGAUGAGCCACGGGCCUUCAGCCCUGAGCAUGGUCCCACCAAACAGAACGGACAGAAGUCCCGCGCCAAUAAGAUGCCCCCACACCCCCUGGCCUACAACUCCACCCCCAGCAACUUUAAGGGCUGGGACCCCAACGAGCAGUCCCUUCGGCGGCAGGCUUAUGGCAACAAGGGCAAGCUGGGCACGGCUGAGUCAGGCUCCAGUGAUCCCUUGGGAACACGUACCCAACACUACCCACCCCCACAGCCAUACUUCAUCACCAACAGCAAAACAGAAGUGACUGUCUGAGCUGUCUCUGCAGGGAGCGUCCUGGAGACCACACUCAACUGAGAGAGGCAAAAAAUAUACCGCCCACGCCCUCCCUGUCCUCCCCACACACGCACCCACACACACUCACUCUCCACACGAACCGAUGACAGACCUGCUGGUGACACGGAAUCACGCUUUUCCUGCGUCAUGCCUAACGUGUCGGUGGGCAUCCGAGGAACACCGGAGCAUGGACAUUCAGCAGUACAGCAAAGGGGAGACUGAGGCACACUCUUUCGACGCCAGGCCCAAGAUGGCCAGCUCACAUGCCCAAAC